AUGACAAAGGUAACUGUUAUAAUUCUAUUUUUUGCACAAGCUCGAGAAUUAGCCAAAUUGAAUAAAACAACUCUUCAAGUUCCACAAACUUUGUUUGUACACGAAUUGCGUUCUAUAUUGGUUGAAAAAUAUAAUUUGACGACUAUAGGAAACAUAUUUAUACUAGCUGUCAAUGAGAUUUACAUAUCAGACAAUUUGCGUAUUACCUUACAAGAAAAUGAUGUGUUGGCUGUUAUCCCACCUAUAAGUGGAGGUAAGUAAUUAAUAAACAACCACAAAUUGUUAAUAAUAAACAUUAUAAUAUUAAUAUGUAUUUUCAGGUUAA
Messenger RNA from Cinara cedri, 325 nucleotides. NCBI's taxonomy places the organism in Eukaryota, Metazoa, Arthropoda, Insecta, Hemiptera, Aphididae. The record is from the annotation of a GenBank genome assembly.